Syzygium oleosum is the source of this 4232-nucleotide messenger RNA. RefSeq names its product flocculation protein FLO11-like. The transcript has 7 exons. Bases 570 to 3905 code for a protein of 1111 amino acids. NCBI's taxonomy places the organism in Eukaryota, Viridiplantae, Streptophyta, Magnoliopsida, Myrtales, Myrtaceae. The record is from RefSeq and is a predicted model, not a curated record.
GGGUCAAGGGAAAAAGAGAACCAACGUCCGUCCGUCCGUCCCUCCCUCCCUCCCUCCAUUGAUUCUUUGGUUGCUCUGCUUGACUCUGUUCCGUGUUCUGUUUCCUCUGCCCGAUCCUCUUAGCCUCUUCUCGUUCCGAGCCAAAUUCCCCACUUCUCUCUCUGUCUCUCUCUCUCUCUCGCUCUCUCUCUCUCUGUGGAGCUGUUAAACGGGAGGCCCAAUUAUAGGCAGAGAAAGCGCCUCUUUAAAGAUAGAUUGACGGGUUAUAUGGUGUCGUCAAAGUAGUUAGUCGUUGCCCAUCUCUCUGUCUCUCUCUGUCUCUCUCUCCUCGUAAUUUUGCUCUGGAGGAACUCGUCAAACGAAGCACCAGGGGGGGAAAGAAUGGAAAUCCUAAAAAAGAAGAUUUGGAAUUGUCAAACGUAUUCCCGUGAAAUUGAUUGAUUGAUUCCUUUGUCAAUCUCUCCACCCAUUUUGCUCCAAUGGGUUCUCUCGCCUCACAUUUGUCAUCUUGAUUUCCUUUUCUUUCUUUCUUUUUUCCUUUUUUCCGGGGUUGUUUUUAGGGGGAAACAAUGGCGUCUUCUCAGGUGGAGAUCGCGGCAGCUUCGUCUCCGUUCGGUUGCGUCUUGAGGGAUCACAGCCGGAGAGACGGAUGUAACAGGGACUUUCGCAAGAACCUCAAGGACUUGGUCAGAGAUCACCUCCACACGUGCCUCCCCGGUGACAAUGCGUCUCGCAACCCCAUCGUCGCCAACAACUCCGACACCAACAACGACAGCGACAACACCGACGCCAACGACAGGAACAAUCGCGCGAAUUUAAGGCCUUUGUGCGGCUCGAAUGGCAUUGACAGAGACAGAGACGGACAGGAAUUGUCGCCGCCGCCACUGACGCUGAGGCAAGCUCGGGGUUCCGAUCGAUGGGCACCUCAACAAGCUGGAGACAUGGUGUCCUCCACCAUGGAGAUACCUGCUCCUUCUCCUCAUUCUUCUUCUUCUUCUUGUGUGUCGAAUUCGCAAUCCCAAUCGGAGAGCGGUAACAAUAAUUCAGGGGUCGGAGGAGGAGCUUCUUCUCUUGUGCAGAUGUGGGAGGCCAGGCUUAAUCGGUCAACAAGCAUCAACAGGAGCAAUAACAUCAAUAUUAGCAUCAACAUCCCCAACAAUAACGCUAACCAUAACAGCAGUAGCUGCAGCAGCAAUUCGUAUUCUUCCGCGUCGAGCAGUUCCAGCAGGAGUCCUAAAUCUAUUGCUUCCGCAAAUGUGGAAGAUUUGUCGAGGGUACCUGACCUGGAAUUGAGCGAUAUAAUGGUUGCUUCUGAGGACCCGUCUCCUCCACCUUCUUCUUCAUCAUCUAUAGCAGAUAGUGCGGCACUAGGAGGAGGAGGAGGAGGAGGAGGAGGGCAGAAACAGAAGGUUAGAGUGGCUGAUAUCAUCAGGAGAUUGACUAUUUCUGAUAACGAUCAUGACACGAAUGGGAAUAGCGGAUCGCCAUCUGUAUCGGAAUACAUGGAGGCACAGAGGGGAUUUGUGCCGGUCUUGAGUUCGCCGAGGAUAAGAGGGCGACAAGCCUUUGCCGACUUGCUCAUGCUGAUGGAGCGCGACCGACUUAGGGAGCUUGACUCCUUAUCCGAGCGCCGAGCAGUUUCUCAGUUCUCGCACAAAGGCCGUAUUCAGUCAAUGCUCAAGCUUAGAUUUUUGCAACGCGGCAUGGCGGACCGCGAUCGACAGCGCCUCAUUUUGGGAGCCUUUGGAGGGAAUUCCUCACCUCAUAAUAGUUCAGCUAUCAUGCAUCUCAGGGAAAGAUUUAGCACGGCCAUGGAGCAUGACUUGGGAGAUCAGAAUCACCCAGUUGAGCCAAGAAGCUCUCCUCGGCACCCACUUUCGAAGAACUCCGGCACUGCAAACACACAGUGUCGGACUAGUCAUCAUCAGGAAGAUAAUGCUAAUACGAUUGAGCACUCGUGUGCUCUCCCAAUUCCUUCAUCAGCACACUCUAUCGAAGAUCUUCAUGAUGAGGCUAGUCCAACUUCGAAUGCCAUAUCAAAGCACUCGUGUGCUCUCCCAGUUCCUUCAUCAGCACACUCUAUUGAAGAUCUUCAUGAUGAGGCUAGUCCAACUUCGAAUGCCAUAUCAAAGCACUCGUGUGCUCUCCCAGUUCCUUCAUCAGCACACUCUAUUGAAGAUCUUCAUGAUGAGGCUAGUCCAACUUCGAAUGCCAUAUCAAAGCACUCGUGUGCUCUCCCAGUUCCUUCAUCAGCACACUCUAUUGAAGAUCUUCAUGAUGAGGCUAGUCCAACUUCGAAUGCCAUAUCUGAAGAUGAUACAAGCCUUGGGAGUAGCAACAGCAAUCUUGAAUUAGAACAUCCAACUGAAGCGUCCAGAGCUCUCCGUGAACAGGCAAGUCAAGCUCUGACUGUCAUAUGCGAAGAUAAUAGAAGGGUCGAGAAUAGCAACAGCAAUCUUGAAAUACAACAAACGACUGCUGUGUUCUCACCUCUCCAUGAAGUAGCCAGUCCAACUUCGGAUGUCAUGGCCCAAGCUACAAGCUCUGAUGCUAGAAAUGGCAACAAUCUUGAAUUACAACAACCCACAGAUGCAUUAUCAUCUCUACAUGAAGAGGCAGCUCCGCCUCCGAGUGUCAUAAGUCAAGGUACAAGCUUUGAGGGUUGCAACAGAAAUAAUGUUCAACCACAAGCAGCAACAGACACAUUAUCAUCUUUAAGUGUCUGGUAUGAAGAUGACAUUACGGAGGAGCAAGAUGCUGAUAAUGCCAACGAAGAGGAAGAAUGGUACAGAGAACGUGGAGGCACUUAUGACUGGUUCAGGGAUAUAAGUCGUCCACGAAGUUAUUGGGAGGACCGAAGGCAAGAAUGGUACAGAGAGAUGCUUGAAACAAACUCCGUAAAUGAGGAAAUCCGCCAACUUAUCGAGAGGGGCAGAGUUUCCAGUUUCUUGUCUAGUGACUUCCGGGAGAGAAUGGACGCGUUGAUGACAUCUCACUUCCAGAGACAAACCCAACCAUUAGGUCACCAAGAAGAAGAGCAAGAUGAUUUAAGCAGUCAAGAGAGAAUGGAACAAUUAAUGUCAUCCUUGUUACAAGGCCAUGAACAUCCAGUUGGCAACCAACAAGGGGAAGAAGAGCGUAACGAACUGGGACAACAAGAAGAAGAGCAGGAAGAGGGGAAUGCACCAGAAGAUGACGAACAAGAAUAUAUCAUUGAGGAUGAGGAGGAUGACGAUAAUGACGAUGAAGGGGAGGAGAUAGAGGAGGAGGACGAUGAUGAAGAAAUGGAGGAUGACGAAGAAGUGGAAGGACAAGAGGAGGAGGAGGACGAUGAGGAGAGAGGAAGCCUAAUUGGGCAUCAGUAUCAUGAAGCGAGCGAUUAUUUUGAUCAUUCCACAUCUUCAUUCCACAUGCCUUCUCAAUCUCUGAGAUCGUGGAGUUACAAUGAUAAUGAAAUGAAUGACGACCAUGAACAAGUUGCUUCUACGUCAUCCGAGCAACCUCCACCAUCUCAUUCCUACUACGAGGAUCCUCAGCAGCAUUCUACCUGUAUGGAUAACCUUUCGAUGGAAAUGGAACUUAUAAUCGAUCUGAGAGGACAAAUGAGGCAACUCCAACGUGAGAUGUCCGAGCUCAGGAAAUCAAUAAAAGGCUGCAUGGAGAUGCAGGUGACAUUGCAAGACUCCAUGAAACAGGAGAUGAGUUCUGCGAAGUCAGUAGACAAAGUACCCAGAAAAGGGAAUUGUUGCGUCUGCUAUGAGAAGCAAGUGGACUCGCUACUUUACAGAUGUGGGCACAUGUGCGCCUGUCUCAAGUGUGCCCAUGAAAUGCAAUGGAGCAGCGGGAAAUGUCCAAUAUGUCGAGCUCCCAUAGUGGAUGUUGUGAGGGCGUACACAGAUUCAUAGAAGGUGUGUUGAUCGAGUUCUUGCUUCAGAGGACCGUCUCAAUUCGUGCCAGUAACCUCGAUGAAGGUUGAAUCAGGAGACGUAAUUGAUGAAUAUCCAAGUGGAAUUUUUGUAUGCGGGAGAUACUAAUCUUUGUACAUGCUGACUAUAGGAUCGGAAUUCACUUGACAUUUGGAUGUAUGGGCGGUGUAUAUUGUUUUGAUGAGCUAGGCUACCUAACAAAAUCAGCAAUUUCUCUGUGAUAACAACUUUAAGAGAAUUACCUUCAGACAUCAGACUGGAUGAUUCUGUCCAAAAUAGGAAUAAUGCAUGGCAAUGGUUAUGGAA